Symbiodinium pilosum is the source of this 1416-nucleotide messenger RNA. The record is from the annotation of a GenBank genome assembly. Lineage: Eukaryota; Dinophyceae; Suessiales; Symbiodiniaceae.
GCUCUGCGCCGGCUGCGUGGGGAAGGUUCACCUGCCCGAGGCAAGAUGCAACAGGCCAUCGAAGCCCGGCUGGAAGGCUACCCGAAGCGAGCAUACGAGCUCUCGAAGCAUGUUGUGCGAGCGGUUCUGCCCGAGAGAGUGGCAAGGCUUUUGAUCGCCUUCCCACAGCUCAUCGCAGUUGUUUUGGAUCAUCUUCCCACUCCUCCGUCGCGGGAAUUGCUCCGCUUUCGGCGUGAUUUGCCAGAUGAACUGUCAAAGUUGCACCUUGACUGCGACGCCUGCCCGGAUGAGGCCACGGUUUGCGUGGGUGUGCGCUUUACGCGGCUCCAGUAUGCGCGGCUAAAGAGCCUCAGAUGUCAGCUGCCCCAGCGAUUCGGCCGACAGAAGUGGCGUGCGCCAAAGGGCAUGGAGACAUCCGUCAGCGAGAAGGCAAUGCAGCUGGGAGCGAUGCUUUGCGCAGGACUGGAGGCCGCCUACCUACAGGGACCGCGUAGCGCAACCGCCACGCUGCAGUGGACGCGCCUGCCGAAAGCACAGGCAGACUGCCCCUGGAGGUCGGAUCCGACCAUCCGAAAGCACCUGCAACAUGAGGGGUCUCUUGCUGGAGUGGCAGCCGCGAGGGCUUAUUCUCAGCAGCACAACCUGGACGAUCCCUUCAGGGAGGCGUUCCUGCGCAUCUACGAAGACCAGGAGCUUCUAGCUGCCGUAGACCUGGAGACUCACUGGCGGGACCGCGAUGACCUCGAGGAAUGGCUGCAGGUGACGCCAGAGGAUUUAGACCGCGAGAUGAAGGUGCGCCAGGAGGAAUUCGACCGCUUCGAUCAAAAGCGCGCCGCGUCCCAAAAAUCUGCGCCCAAGGAGCCUUCGCAAGGCGCUUCUGCUGAAGAGCUGCAAGCUGAGAUAGCCCAGAUGGGCUCGAAGAUCUCUGACCUCUUGCAAGGCACCUCGAGCGUUGACGGCGUGGAGGGUGCCCAAAAAAGUGGGGCCACUGUCAGUACAGAUGCAGAUAGUGUCGACUCUGACUCGGGCUCCGAUGAACCUCUGGACGUCCUGGGUAUGGAGGAGGAGUUCGAAGAGGCCAGCGAGGAGGAGGAGGAGGCCGGUCAAGACGGCAAGGAUGAAAGUGGGCGAAUGGAGGAGUACUUCUCGGAGCUCGACGAGCAGUUGGAGUCUGCGCUCGACGGGGAGACGGCCGGCCAGGAGGCCACGGACAAGAAUGAUGCAUUGCCGCUGAGCUCUCGUCACAUCAAGGUGCAUGCCUCUGACCCGCUGGAGCUAGACAUGCACGCCAUGGAGCACGUCCUGGCAUCGUUCUGUUCGGAGCACCAGCUGGAGCCUGGACCUGCUUCGGUGCUCCUGCACGAGUUGGGCCUUGCAGGCGGAGGUCGAGCUGAGGAGCUAGACUCCCUCGACUGA